Molecule: messenger RNA, 1509 nt
Organism: Diachasmimorpha longicaudata
Lineage: Eukaryota; Metazoa; Arthropoda; Insecta; Hymenoptera; Braconidae
Product: cytoplasmic 60S subunit biogenesis factor ZNF622
Exons: 1
Coding region: 1-1152 (383 amino acids)
Biological process (GO): ribosomal large subunit biogenesis
Cellular component (GO): preribosome, large subunit precursor
Molecular function (GO): nucleic acid binding; zinc ion binding
Source: RefSeq, a predicted model, not a curated record
AUGGAAGCAUCUAAAAACAUUCAGUCCCCCUAUACCUGCAUAACAUGUCGUGUGGCAUUCAGAGACCUGGAGAUCCAACGACAGCACUACAAAUCUGACUGGCACCGUUAUAACUUAAAACGUAAGGUAGCAGAGCUGCCCCCCGUCCCUGUUGAGGAAUUUCAAAAGCGAGUCAUAGCUCAACGAGGUCAAGAGGAUGCUCUUAAGAAUCCGGAUAGAACUCUCACCUGUAAGAUUUGCAGAAAGACUUUCAGCACAAAAAAUCAGUACGAUAACCACACAAUGUCCAAAAAGCACAAAGAGAAUGCCCAAAAAUUCUCAGAGAAGACUAAUGAAGAUUCAAGCACUUCGUCGUUCAUUAUCGUUGAUCCUCACAGUUCAGACGCAACAGAUUUAUCAGCUGGAAUUUCGGAAGAGAUGGAAGUGGACUCAGAUGUUGAGUCACUGGAUUCUGAUGAGUGGCUGGAUAACACGGAGAAUCCAGUGAAGAAUAACAACUGUCUGUUUUGCAAUCAUCACAGUAGAUCAGGUGUCAAGAACUUGAAGCACAUGACAGAGGCCCACAGUUUCUUCAUUCCAGAUCCAGAGUACUGUGUCGAUUUGAAAGGGCUUUUGGAAUAUCUAGGUGAAAAAAUAUUCGCUGGGUUCAUGUGCCUCUGGUGCAACGAUACAGGGAAAGCAUUCCACAGUGCAGAUGCAGCACGCGCUCACAUGAUAGACAAGGGCCACUGCAAAAUGCUGCACGAGGGUGAGGCGCUGGUGGAGUACUCCGAUUUCUACGACUACUCUUCAUCCUAUCCAGACGCUGAACAACACGAUGCUGACACUGAGGUGGAGAUCCCUGAGCUAGACGAUGGAGAUUAUCAGCUUGUUCUGCCAUCCGGUAAUGUUAUUGGCCACAGAUCCCUCAUGAGAUACUACAAACAGAGUUUGGAUCCCAAUCGCGCUGUUGCCAUUCCCAAAAGUGAAAAGCUGAGAAGAGUCUUGUGUCAUUAUCGGGCACUCGGAUGGACGGAGACACAGAGAGAGGCUGCCGUAAAAAAAGCCAGGGACAUCAAAUACAUGCAGAGGGUCCAGGCAAAAUAUUCCACGCAAUUGCAGUUCAAAGCUAACAAGUUCCAGAAAUAUUUCCGACAACAAGUCAACUUCUAGGAGACCGAAGUCAAUAUUGUUUACGCUAGAUAUCUGGAUAUUACAUGUAUAAUAUUGAUAUUGUUAUGACUAUUGUUGGUUAAAUACAGACAACAGUUUAAUAAACUUGACUAUUUAUUCGUGGAUUUACAAAACAACGUUUAUAACAGACGGCAACAAAAAUACUUCAAUAUCAUGUAUAAGUUCGUAUAAUUCCUCAAUUUUAUAUUUUAAUUAUUAUUAUCAUUGUUUGUAAAUGGACCCUUUCUGGUAUAUAUCGUUUUGCAAUGUGUGAUUUUUUUUUGUACGGAUUUAUGAAAGAUCGUUGCCACCCUUGGACGGUAGCUGUUGAAUUUGUAGAUAAAAAUUUUACUGUUA